Messenger RNA from Tilletiopsis washingtonensis, 642 nucleotides. RefSeq lists its product as hypothetical. Lineage: Eukaryota; Fungi; Basidiomycota; Exobasidiomycetes; Entylomatales. The coding region runs from base 199 to 594 and encodes 131 amino acids. The transcript has a single exon. The record is from RefSeq and is a predicted model, not a curated record.
ACGAGGCUUCUCGCGCCGCCUCGUCGCUCACGCGCAAGGCGUCGGAGGCCGGCCAGAGCGUGUACGAGAGCGCCGACAACGCAGCACACGCCGUCUCGCGGGAAGCCUCGCACCUGACGUCGUCGAUCUCGCGCACUGCCUCGCGUGCCUCCGACGAGGCCAGCCGCACGGCCUCGGCGGCCGGUGACAAGCUGUCGGAUGCCGCGUCGUACGUCUCUGACGAGGCUGCUGCCGCAAGGAACGCUCUCUCGCGCACCACAUCGGACGCCUCGUCGAAGGCAUCCGACCUUGCUGCCUCGACGUUCUACACGAUCGCGCACGCUCCCGACCCCCUCGUGCGUGCCGCCUCGUCGGCCUCGAGCAGCAUCUCCUCCGCCGCCUCGUCUGCCUCGGACAGCCUCUCGUCGGCUGCGUCGUCAGUCGAGUCGAGCACGAGCAACAUCGCACAGGCGGCAAAGGACAGCCUCUUCGGCGCGAAGGAGAAGAGCAAGCACGCCGCGGAGGAGGCGGGUGACUACAUCAAGGGCGAGCAGCGCGAGAAGCCGCUGGCAUGGAAGGUCGCCGAUGCCCGUCGCAAUGUGUAAGCCAGCAUGAUGAGUUGCAAUCGAAUACAUUGAGAAUAGACCGCGGCAGAUGAGUGUU